AACAAUCAUAGCAUCAUACGUCAUACUGUUGACCCAUCACUAAAUACAUCCUGGUAUAAGCAUACACUUUUUCAAACAGCAUUCUAGCAUCGGGCGUGUGGUAAAUCUAGAUGAAAUAACACCACAGUAGUGAUAAAAUUCUUUUAUUGGCAACACACAUUAUUUACUCACAACACACGCUUGACACACACACACACGUACACUUGGCCCAUAAUACAAUAUACACACAUCCAACCAUCACACCACACAUAUAGAAUUAAUACACCUGAUACAGCAAGCACAUCACUAUGGGUAAUUUCCUAAUGUCAAUCUUUUGUUGUGCUGGUUCUUCACGCGAUGAAGGUGAUGACAAAAUUCAGCUGAGACCGGCAACGUCCCAGAAUCAAGAAUUAGCAGCUAAUAAUAAUGGUGCUUCUGCUCCUGCUAAACAGAAACUUAGCAACCUGCCGCAACAUGAUGAAGUACGAAAUAGUAAUAAUAACAACAACAACAACAACGAUGUUUUAUCGAAUGGUAGUGUAUCCCCUAAGCAUGUUCCUAGUAUUGAACCAGAAAUAAUAGAAAAUGACGAAGAGGAUGAUGACGAAGAUGAAGACGACGAUGUUUUCAUUAAAAAGUCAAAAAUAACGAAGAAAGAUUUACUUGAUGAUGAGCAUUCAGAAACCGAUACAAUUACAAAUACUAAUGAUUCAAACAACACACCUCAACAACCACAACAAGAAAACAGCAAUAACCAUAAUGGAAGCACUAAUAAUACACCGGACAAGCCUAUAGAAACAUCCACAUUUCAAGAUUACGACAAUGAUAUAGAAAUGGAAGAAGAAGAUGAUGAGGAAGAGGAAGAUGAAGUCAUGGAAGAAGAUGAAGAGUCAUAUCUUGAUCUCACUAAGCUUCAAGAAGGUCAAGCAUACAACCCCGAGACUGGAUUCCUUCUUGGCCACAAAGACAAGAACUUCAAUGGUAAAAAGUGUCUUGUGCUUGAUUUGGAUGAAACAUUAGUUCACUCUUCAUUCAAAUAUUUAAGAUCGGCCGAUUUUGUCAUUCCUGUAGAAAUUGAUAAUCAAAUCCACCACGUUUAUGUGAUUAAGCGUCCUGGAGUUGAUGAGUUCCUACAAAAAGUCGGGCAAUGGUUUGAAGUUGUUGUAUUCACUGCAUCGGUAGCCAAAUAUGGUGAUCCAUUAUUGGAUAAGUUGGAUUUAUACCAUCUGGUACAUCAUCGAUUAUUUCGAGAUUCUUGUUACAAUUACCAAGGUAAUUUCAUCAAGAAUUUAUCGCAAGUUGGCCGUCCUUUGACUGAUACCAUUAUAAUUGAUAAUUCUCCUGCUAGUUAUAUUUUCCAUCCUCAACAUUCAGUUCCUAUAAGUUCAUGGUUUAGUGAUACUCAUGACAAUGAAUUAUUAGAUCUUUUACCAUUAUUGAAAGAUUUAUCCAGCGGUAACGUCGAUGAUGUCGGAAUGGUAUUAGAUAUAAGUUUAUAAGCUUGCUAGAGAACCAUGUUUUCUAUGUAUAUCUAAUAAUAUUUGUAUUAUAGAUUAACUCAAGUGUUGACAUAUUUCCAGUUUGAUGGAUAUGACGAUAUUAAAUAAGAUAGUGCAAGAACUGCCCAAUACGUUCGCAUGUGGUAACAAAAUCUAUCUUUAUCACACACACACACACAGAGUGCCAUUAAAGGUUUAUGUCUCAGUGCCAAAUUAGAAGGAUAAAUCUAAUUAAACUUCAGAUAUUGAACUGUUUAGGUCCAAGUUUGAGAAAAUAGCAAUUAAAGAUAUGAAUAUAGACACCGAUUUUGAAAUCAGGGAGGACGUAAAUGAAAACAUUCCCACUUCUACUCGGAUGCAGAGUCGACUGUAGCAGAGAAAAGAACUUGUCUCUAUGUAAAUUAU
This is a messenger RNA of Spathaspora passalidarum NRRL Y-27907, 1883 nucleotides long. RefSeq names its product phosphatase. Lineage: Eukaryota; Fungi; Ascomycota; Pichiomycetes; Serinales; Debaryomycetaceae. The record is from RefSeq and is a predicted model, not a curated record. Gene Ontology annotation, cellular component: plasma membrane. Gene Ontology annotation, molecular function: phosphoprotein phosphatase activity. Bases 288 to 1478 code for a protein of 396 amino acids. The transcript has a single exon.